AUGGCCUGGGUUUUCCCAACUCUUGUUGCUCACUAUGGAUGGAAUGACUUUUGGGGAGGCUUCUACUUCGCUUCCAUGUUUCGUCUGUUUGCAGUCCAUCACGGUACCUUCUGUGUAAACAGCUUGGCACAUUAUCUUGGUGAAGCAUCAUACGAUGACAGAAGGACACCAAGAGAUCACUUCAUAACUGCCAUACUGACUUUUGGUGAAGGAUACCACAACUUUCACCACGAAUUCCCAUCCGACUACCGAAAUGCCGUAUUAUUCUGGCAAUAUGACCCAACGAAAUGGUUGAUUACUGCUUUGUACUGGGUUGGAUUGACCUACAAUCUCAAACAAUUCCCAGAAAAUGAAAUCGUCAAGGGCAGAAUACAAAUGCAAGAGAAGAAGAUUGCUGAACUGAAAAAAAAGCUCAAUUGGGGCAAGCCACUGGAUCAACUGCCUGAGUGGGAAUGGACACAGUUCCACUCUGCCGUAGAAAAGGAAAAGCACGACUAUCUUGUGGUCGACAGGAUAGUCUACGACGUCGGGGGCUUCAUGGACGAGCAUCCCGGCGGCCGUGGUUUCCUUCGAUCGUCUAUUGGUCGAGAUGUAUCCGAAUCAUUCAAUGGGGCCAUCUACUAUCACUCCAAUGCUGCUCGAAACUUGGCUACGCAGAUAAGAAUUGCCAAAAUCGUUGGCGAUAUACCCGAAAUGGACAAGAACCACGAAGAAUAA
This is a messenger RNA of Synchytrium microbalum, 717 nucleotides long. RefSeq lists its product as uncharacterized. Lineage: Eukaryota; Fungi; Chytridiomycota; Chytridiomycetes; Synchytriales; Synchytriaceae. Gene Ontology annotation, biological process: unsaturated fatty acid biosynthetic process. The transcript has 5 exons. The coding region runs from base 1 to 717 and encodes 238 amino acids. Gene Ontology annotation, molecular function: stearoyl-CoA 9-desaturase activity; heme binding; iron ion binding. Gene Ontology annotation, cellular component: endoplasmic reticulum membrane. The record is from RefSeq and is a predicted model, not a curated record.